Molecule: messenger RNA, 6425 nt
Organism: Cercocebus atys (sooty mangabey)
Lineage: Eukaryota; Metazoa; Chordata; Mammalia; Primates; Cercopithecidae
Gene: GUCY1A2
Product: guanylate cyclase 1, soluble, alpha 2
Exons: 8
Coding region: 449-2650 (733 amino acids)
Biological process (GO): response to oxygen levels; cGMP biosynthetic process
Cellular component (GO): guanylate cyclase complex, soluble
Molecular function (GO): guanylate cyclase activity; heme binding
Source: RefSeq, a predicted model, not a curated record
AGAGGGAAAGGGGGCGAGAUAGGCGCGCAGGCGGCAGAAGCCUUUGGUUCCCCUUCUGCUUGGGCCGUAGCCCUCCCCGCCCCGCCGACCGCGGUCACACACUCGGAGCCUCCCCGUGAGCGGGAGCGCGGCGCACGGCGAUGCGCCGAGGCUGGCGCUGAGGCGGCGCCGCGCGAGCAGCAGCAGAGGCGGCGGCGGCCCCCAGCCCAGCCCGGCGCCGCCGCCGAGCCCGGGCCCCAAGGUGUGGCGGCGCCCGAAGUUCCCGCCAUGAGCAGCCGGCUUGGGGGUCUCCGCGGCCCCGGGGACUCCCGCCCCGCCGAGCGCGACCGCAGCGCCCCGCGGCCCCGACGCGCUUAACGCUGCGGCUCGCCGGUCCCACCACCGCCGCCUCCGCCGCCGCUCGCAUCCUCGCCGCCACCGCCUCGGCCGCUGCAGCGCCGCCGGCAGCAUGUCUCGAAGGAAGAUUUCGUCCGAGUCCUUCAGCUCCCUGGGCUCCGACUACCUGGAGACCAGCCCGGAGGAGGAGGGGGAGUGCCCCCUGUCUAGGCUCUGCUGGAAUGGCAGCCGGAGCCCGCCCGGGCCGCCGGAGCCCAGCGCGGCCGCCGCUGCGGCUGCCGCCGCCGCCGCCGCCCCAGCCCCGGCUGCUUCUGCCGCCGCCGCCGCCGUCACGGCCGGGGCCAGGAGGGUGCAGCGCCGGAGGCGGGUCAACCUGGACUCGCUGGGCGAGAGCAUCAGCCGCCUGACGGCACCCUCGCCUCAGACGAUACAGCAAACUCUCAAGAGGACACUGCAGUAUUAUGAACAUCAAGUUAUUGGUUACAGAGAUGCAGAAAAGAAUUUCCACAAUAUCUCUAACAGAUGCUCCUAUGCAGAACACUCCAACAAAGAAGAAAUCGAAGAUGUCUCAGGAAUUCUUCAGUGUACUGCUAAUAUACUCGGUUUGAAGUUUGAGGAAAUUCAAGAAAGAUUUGGUGAAGAGUUCUUUAAUAUAUGCUUUCAUGAGAAUGAGAGAGUCCUUCGAGCUGUAGGUGGCACUUUGCAGGACUUUUUUAACGGCUUUGAUGCUUUGUUGGAACACAUUAGAACUUCUUUUGGAAAACAGGCCACUCUGGAGUCACCCUCUUUCCUAUGCAAAGAGCUUCCUGAAGGCACUCUCAUGCUCCACUACUUCCACCCUCACCAUAUUGUGGGGUUUGCAAUGCUGGGGAUGAUUAAGGCUGCAGGAAAGAAGAUCUAUCGGCUGGACGUGGAAGUAGAACAGGUUGCAAAUGAGAAGCUAUGCUCUGAUGUUUCAAACCCAGGCAAUUGUAGCUGUCUUACUUUCCUUAUCAAAGAAUGUGAAAAUACUAAUAUCACGAAGAACCUUCCACAGGGAACCUCCCAAGUUCCUGCGGACCUCAGAAUUAGCAUCAACACCUUCUGCAGAGCCUUCCCUUUCCACUUGAUGUUUGACCCCAGCAUGUCAGUCCUUCAGCUGGGGGAAGGUCUAAGGAAGCAGCUUCGAUGUGACACUCACAAAGUGCUCAAGUUUGAGGACUGCUUCGAGAUUGUAUCUCCAAAGGUUAAUGCCACCUUUGAAAGGGUCCUACUGCGACUGUCUACCCCGUUUGUGAUUAGAACCAAGCCUGAGGCUUCUGGCUCUGAAAAUAAAGACAAGGUGAUGGAAGUCAAAGGACAAAUGAUCCAUGUUCCAGAAUCAAAUUCCAUUUUAUUUUUGGGCUCUCCAUGUGUGGACAAGUUGGAUGAACUCAUGGGCCGAGGGCUACAUCUCUCAGACAUCCCUAUCCAUGAUGCCACCCGAGAUGUCAUUUUGGUUGGUGAGCAGGCAAAGGCCCAAGAUGGCUUGAAGAAAAGGAUGGAUAAAUUAAAGGCAACUUUAGAAAGAACUCACCAGGCCCUGGAAGAAGAGAAAAAGAAGACAGUGGAUCUUCUAUAUUCUAUUUUCCCUGGCGAUGUAGCCCAGCAAUUGUGGCAAGGGCAGCAAGUACAGGCCAGAAAGUUUGAUGAUGUCACCAUGCUCUUUUCAGACAUUGUUGGCUUCACAGCCAUAUGUGCCCAGUGUACUCCCAUGCAAGUAAUCAGCAUGCUGAAUGAACUGUACACCAGAUUUGACCACCAGUGUGGAUUUUUGGAUAUUUAUAAGGUGGAAACAAUAGGUGAUGCCUACUGUGUUGCAGCAGGGCUCCACAGAAAAAGCCUCUGCCACGCUAAACCCAUUGCUCUGAUGGCCUUGAAGAUGAUGGAACUUUCAGAAGAGGUGCUGACACCUGAUGGAAGACCGAUUCAGAUGAGGAUAGGAAUUCACUCGGGCUCCGUGCUGGCUGGAGUUGUUGGGGUGCGAAUGCCACGUUAUUGCCUGUUUGGAAAUAAUGUCACGCUGGCAAGCAAAUUUGAGUCAGGAAGUCACCCUCGGCGCAUCAAUGUCAGCCCAACCACUUACCAAUUAUUAAAACGGGAAGAAAGUUUCACAUUCAUUCCACGGUCUCGUGAAGAGCUUCCAGACAACUUUCCAAAGGAAAUUCCUGGGAUCUGCUAUUUCCUGGAGGUAAGGACUGGUCCAAAGCCACCAAAGCCUUCUCUUUCUUCGUCGAGAAUAAAAAAGGUUUCCUACAACAUCGGCACCAUGUUCCUCCGGGAGACAAGCCUCUGAGACCUGCUACAGAACAAAGACGCCUCCAAAAAGCACAAGCCCAGAACAUGGGUCACCACAGCGGGGGUGGAAAGAGAUUGUGUCUCUUUCAUUGCUUUGUUGAGAACAAGCAGCAAAAUUUCUGUAUUAUGUCAGGCAAUAAUCCUACUAAAAGGUGGAGGUGACCGCUGUUAAUACAAAGCCGGAGGAUUAGGGAAAUAAGAUGUGUCCAUUCAUAUGAGUGUUUUUGGUCAUAUAUAUAUACAUAUAUUUUAAUUACAAGUGUGGGUCCCCUUUCAGAACUAACCAAUAAAUAGGUUCCAUGUUUUCUUGUUUAUCACACAUACAAGUAUCUUUCCCUAUAUAUUUGUACCACUUUUGAGAGCCAGUUUUGAUUAUAUAUUCCUACAUUUAGUGAGUUGGUGGGUGAGGAAUAUUUUCUAAGUUUCUUUUUCUGAACAGACAUUUCAUACAUGUAUCAUGGCAGUGUGGUAAACUUCCCAACUGGAAGAAUUGUAACUCGGCAAAAUAUUUUAGGGAUAUUACCUAUUUUUAUACAUAUCUCUUCUAGAUAACUACAUUUCACACAACAUUAUUAGAUUUUCAGAAUCUGCUUCUGUAUUGUUAGUAUAUUAUAUAAUACUAACCUAUUAAUCUAACAUAGUUUCCCUUAUUUAGAGAAAUCAGUGCUUGGACUGAGAAUACAUAUAACCAAGGAUUUCAGAUACCAAGAAAGCACUCUAUGUCUGCUUAGUAAAUAUAUCUUAGAUUUAAUUAAUGUAGCAUGGAAUCCAGAGGAAAUGGAAUUUCCAAAUACCAGAUAUAUCUGUAACCAAGAUUGAAGAAAGGUCUUUUUGCCACCUUCUAACAAAUAUCAGUUAAAAUGAGAUGCUUUGCUACACUGGACCCUUUUCAACUUAGCACUUAUAUAGGUAGCUUUUGCAACACUAAACUAUAUUCUAAUAAACAGCAUUCAACUAAAUGACAUGUUAGUUACCCCCUUCCUUUUCCCCAGUUGAUGCCUCCUAAGAGCCGAAUGCUAUUCUUGGAGCAAAUUCCUGGACACUGGCAUUAGUGACAAAGAAGUGUCAGGACAUUUUGCCAAGAAUGUUGUUUCUUCUUGUACAACACAAAGCAAGGAAACCUCUGUAUUUUAUGGCUUUGAGGUUUUAAAAAAAAGUUCUGCAGUUUGAUUGAUACGGCUUUUAAAUUCAGUGAAUCACUUUCAUGAAUACUGAAGUAGCUAUAAUCUUCAGAACUAGUAAUCAUUAUAGUUACAGAUAGGAUUCCAUCGCAUGUCCUGCUCAAUUGAAGACCUGUUCUCAUUAAUCAAUACUGCAUGAAAAUAUUACUGGCUCACACUAAAAUUAGGAGCAUCAUGUGUCCAGAGUUUUCCUGUUUGGGAUCAAAUAUAAAAUCUAAGUUUCUAUUGAGGUUAAUAAACUGGAAGCAUUUGUUUCGUUGAAACCUUGGAGAGGUCAUUUUCCUACUCAUUGAUAACUUAUGUCUAACUGAAUGCAAUAUUCUUUUCUGUUCAGGGAUUUUGGCUGCAUUAUGGUUUGGUUAUGACAUAACUCAGUUAAAGAACAUAUUUACUAAUUUCCAAUGUAGUCUAUGAGGCUUAUUUAAUGUUUUUAAAUUUUCUAUUUGUGUGGCUAGAAGGCAUUUGUAGAUAUGCAAAUAUUUGUUAUAAUCAUGAUCCCUUUUAUAAUUUGAGUUAUUUUCUUGCCCUGGGGGUUUAUAAGGGCACAAGUACAACACUCUUUAUAUGGAGAUGACAGGAAGUAGACCUGGAACUCUAAACCUUUGCCUGACCCCCUCUUCUGUGGGCCUGUGUCUCUGGACAAUGAGGAGGUUUACAGUCAGUACGAGCAGAGCAGGCUGGGAGCCCCUCAGUCCUCAUGCUUAUAUUAGAAAAUGCCUUAGCAAUGUUGAUGGGCUCCUUGUAGCACUGGAGCAUGGGGAGAGAACAAGCUCACUGAUGUCGUUUAUUAUGUCUUCAGUAACUUAGAACUUAUUAUGGUAUAUUAAAUCAAUAAACAUGUUGGUGAUGAACAAUGAGUUUUGUAACCGUAAGGCUGAAAGGGACUUCCAGGAAUAUCCAAUCUAUUUCUCUCACUUUUUGUAAAGAUUUGUCUAAGCAACUACAAACACAUAUUUAUUCUCUCCAUACUUAAGAAUAUCUAUGGGAAGCAUAUUUGAAAAGCAUCAUUGGAAAUCCACCUCAUUACUAGUGAUAGGCCUGGAGAGAAGUAUUGUAUUUAUAUAUCUCAAUUUGUCAGAAGAAUCACAAAUUCUGUAUUAGUUUAUGUGAUUUUACUUAGAGAAGACGUAUCCAUUUACAUUGCCAUAAAUGUCACGAUGAAGAACGUGCCAGAGAUUUCUUAUCUGUCACCGACAGGAUGUCAACUACAUUUUUCAUACGUUAUAAUCUAAGUGUAUAUUCAAAGCUAUAGUCUGAGAUAAUGGUCCAAUCUGUUAUCAUUUUGCUAAUCUAUUAUAGUUGAUUAUUGUAGUUACAAUGUUUCUAUAUGUUUGUGAAGUACUAUAUAAAAUGUCUGUUCAUUCAAACUUCAAUCACAGAAGUUAGAAGAUGGAGAAAGAAUUAUAUUUUUAUUUGUCCUACACAAUGCCAUCUACAUCUCUUAGGAACUGUGAUUGUAACAAUGUGGUAGCAUUUGUUAUUUCAUAUGACUUAUCUAUAUUCUCACUUACUUACAAACUAUUACCAACAGCAUGCAUUUUAGUAUGGCAGAUAAAAGAAAUUUAUGUGAUAUUUCCUUAGAAACCAAAUGAUAUCAAAUUGGGGAAAUGGUUUUAACCCACUCUACAAGGGAUACUUUAAAAUAUAAUUUGGCACCUAUAGCUCUUGCAUUUUAAUGUUCUUUAAAGCUGCUAUUUGGAAGAAGGCAACUUAUAACUGGCCAUUAGCACCAAAGCAUCAAUCACAUUGGUAUCAGGAUUAUGUUGAUGGAGAGAAUGUCAUCAUUUGCAAAUAAAUCAGUUAUCUAACAAAAUCAGAAUCCCCCAAUAUGUACUCAGAAUGUACUACCCUGUAUCUUCUUUGUGGACCUUAAUAAUUAGGUAUCAUUGACCAUAAUAAAAAAUAAUAAUAUGCCUCAGAAACAUAGUAGUUGGAUCUCUUGUCUAUAUAAUAUAGAGAAGGGGAAGAAGACAUAGCUUCCAGGUAACUUGGGACCCAACUGCCUACAAUCUACCUUUAUUCAUCUCUUGCUCUAUAUUUUAAGUAAUCUUGGAUUUUCCUUUUAAUAUCUGAUUAUGUGGAAUCAAGUGAGCUUUGAUCUGGGACUCUGAGACAGACAUUGAUGCCUGAGAUUUGAGGGUGGGUCCAUAGGUUCAGCACUUCAAAUGUUAUUUCUCACAGUCUUGCACUCCUUCCUCUUGUCCAGUGACAAUGGUGUCAGGACACAGUAGUUUAGUGUGAAUGUGCAUGUCUCUCCAGGAAAAGCAAAGCAAAAGAGAAUAACAACUUAAACAAAAUCUCAUUCACAAAGGGAGCAAGACUUUUAACUUUGCAAAUGCCUCUAAAGAGUUCUAGCAAUAUAAAGCCAAAUUAAAUUGAUAGAUAACAAAAGGCAAAGCCGUGGAGAAUUCUGAAAACCCCACCAGGCAUUGUGUUUUGUACAGAAUCAUAUUGCUGCUGAACAAAACGGUGUGUGUAUCUAAAGUCGUAAGGCAUCAAGUAGGAGCUCAAAAUUAUGACCAUCAUUAAAUAUAUUUGUGGAAGCCUUCUUGGGUUCCAGACGUUCUGAGGGCAAGUGUUGUGGAUGGUUAA